AUGGCUGUGGCCCUGCCUUCUCCCAGUACUCCCCCUCCCAUCAAUUUGAAAGAUUAUGUAACGACAGAAAAAUUGGGGGCCGGCACCUACGGGUCUGUCUUCAAGGCCCAUCGAAAGACUGGCAGCCGAGAUGUGGUGGCUGUCAAGUGCGUUCGGAAGGCCGAUCUAUCCAAGAAGGAAGUCGACUGUCUCUUAAUGGAAAUAAAGCUUCUGAAGCAUUUGAAACACGACUACAUUGUGGAGAUGCUGGAUUUUCAGUGGGAUUCCAACUAUAUCUACAUCAUCACAGAAUAUUGCGGCGGCGGCGACCUUUCCCGUUUCAUCAAAGCCCGGAAAUGUCUGCCCGAGACCCUUUGCCGUCAAUUCCUUCAACAGCUAGCCCGUCUCUUAAUGGAAAUAAAGCUUCUGAAGCAUUUGAAACACGACUACAUUGUGGAGAUGCUGGAUUUUCAGUGGGAUUCAAACUAUAUCUACAUCAUCACAGAAUAUUGCGGCGGCGGCGAUCUUUCCCGUUUCAUCAAAGCCCGGAAAUGUCUGCCCGAGACCCUUUGCCGGCAAUUCCUUCAACAGCUAGCCCUGUCCUUAAAGUUUCUCCGCUCCCGCGAUAUCGCUCACAUGGACUUGAAGCCGGCCAAUAUACUCUUGACAUCUUUGAGAAAUCCCCGCUUGAAACUGGCCGACUUUGGCUUGGCUCAGUAUCUCGGUCCGAAUCAGGUGCAAACGAGGAUUCGAGGAACGCCUCUUUACAUGGCCCCGGAAAUGCUUUUGGAUCAGAAGUACGAUGCCAAAGUGGAUAUUUGGUCGGUGGGUGUGAUCUUAUUUGAAAGCAUCUUUGGCAAGGCCCCUUACAAAUCCGAUAGUGUGGAUCUUCUCCUCGAGAAAAUCAAAGAGGAGCGACCCAUCGAAAUCCCUACCAACCGAACCAUUUCUGCCGACUGUCGAGAUCUCCUGGAGAGAUGUUUGAAGCGGAAUCCCUUAGAACGGAUUGGAUUCGACGAGUUCUUUGAUCAUCCAUUCCUGGAUUUCGAGCAUUUACCAACCCCCGAGUCUAUGGAAAAAGCUAUAGCUCUGAUGGGUCGAGCUGUGGCCCAAGACAAGGACGGCCAACUGGAAGAAGCGCUGAACUAUUACAAGCAAGGCCUCGAGUAUUUUGUGCCUUGGACCACUCACGAGACCAAUCCAUCCAAGAAAGAGGCAUUGCGCACUCGAACCAAACAGUACAUCAAGAGAGCUGAGCAAAUCAAAGAGAUCCUGAAUCCCGAUUCGGUUUCCACAUCCUCUUCCUCGAGUGUUCCGAGACCCGGUUCCAGUCAGUUCAAUACCCUUCAAAGAGCAUCUUCUCUGAAUGUCGCGCAUGGCGACGAGCUACUUCGACUGUGUGAAGUGACUCCUGCCCUUAAAACUGCCGUGGAGAUUGCUCGCUCUGCCGAAGGAUACGAAUUAGAAGGCCGUUAUCCGCUGGCCCUCGAGAAAUAUCAAUUGGCCAUGGAAAUGAUAUUGCCCUUGUUGCCUGCCGAACCCAAAGGAGAGAGAAAAACGAUUCUUAAACGUGAAGUGACCCAAUGGAUGAAAAGUGCAGAGUGCAUCAAAGACAUAAUUGCUAUCCUUAGGAAAGUGUUGGCCGAGAAUGGCUUAUCUUUGGAAGAUAAGGACUCGCUGAGCUUGUCACACAAACAUUGUAUCGUGAUGUGAUUCUUGCUUGUUUGCUCGAUGCCGUUCUAAUCUCGCUUUGUACGUUUCAAAUGAAUCCUGUACUUAUUGAUUCCA
This is a messenger RNA of Tigriopus californicus, 1767 nucleotides long. RefSeq names its product serine/threonine-protein kinase ULK3-like. Gene Ontology annotation, biological process: autophagy; protein autophosphorylation; autophagosome organization. Gene Ontology annotation, molecular function: ATP binding; protein serine/threonine kinase activity. The record is from RefSeq and is a predicted model, not a curated record. NCBI's taxonomy places the organism in Eukaryota, Metazoa, Arthropoda, Copepoda, Harpacticoida, Harpacticidae. Gene Ontology annotation, cellular component: cytoplasm; autophagosome.